Drosophila persimilis is the source of this 2289-nucleotide messenger RNA. RefSeq names its product palmitoleoyl-protein carboxylesterase NOTUM (gene Notum). Gene Ontology annotation, molecular function: hydrolase activity. Lineage: Eukaryota; Metazoa; Arthropoda; Insecta; Diptera; Drosophilidae. Bases 1 to 1962 code for a protein of 653 amino acids. The record is from RefSeq and is a predicted model, not a curated record. The transcript has 3 exons.
AUGGAGACCAGCAUGAACAUGAUCCAGCGGAACUACAUGGUGAUGCACCCAGCGGGAGCCGGCCACGGCCACUCGACGACGGACCACAGCCGCUCCCUCAAGAGGGCCGCGCUGACCAACUCGAGCAUCACCUGCAACGACGGCACCCACGCCGGCUUCUACCUGCGCAAGCAGCCCAGCUCCAAGAAGUGGAUCGUCUUCCUCGAGGGUGGCUGGCACUGCUUCGAUGUGAGGUCGUGCCGCGCCCGGUGGCUGAGGCUGCGCCACCUCAUGACCUCCUCCCAGUGGCCGGAGACGAGGGAUGUUGGUGGCAUCCUGUCGCCCCAUGCCGAGGAGAAUCCCUACUGGCACAAUGCCAACCACGUGCUCAUUCCGUACUGCAGCAGCGACUCGUGGUCGGGCACCAGGACGGAGCCGGACACCAGCGACAGGGAGAACAGGUGGCGCUUCAUGGGUGCGCUGAUCCUGCGCCAGGUCAUUGCCGACCUCAUUCCCCUGGGCCUGGGCCGUGUACCGGGGGGAGAGCUGCUCUUGGUGGGCUCCUCCGCGGGCGGCCUGGGGGUGAUGCUGAAUCUGGACCGCAUUCGGGACUUUCUGGUCAAUGAGCGCCAGCUGCAGGUCACGGUGCGGGGAGUGAGCGAUUCGGGAUGGUUUCUCGACCGCGAGCCCUACACACCCUCGGCGGUGGCCUCCAGCGAGUCGGUGCGUCAGGGCUGGAAGCUGUGGCAAGGCCUCCUGCCUGAGGACUGCACCAAGGCGCAUCCCACGGAGCCCUGGCGCUGCUACUUCGGCUACCGCCUGUACCCCACCCUGAAGACUCCGCUCUUCGUCUUCCAGUGGCUCUUCGACGAGGCACAGAUGCAGUCGGACAACGUGGGGGCUCCGGUGACGCCCCAGCAGUGGAACUACAUCCACGAGAUGGGCGGCGCCCUGCGCUCCUCCCUGGACAACGUGAGUGCCGUCUUUGCUCCGAGCUGCAUCGGCCAUGCGGUGCUCUCGAAGCGGGAUUGGGUCAACAUCAAGAUCGACGACAUCUCCCUGCCCUCCGCCCUGCGCUGCUGGGAGCACUCGACGCGGCGCAAGCGCAACGAAAAGCUGAAGCGCUCCACGGAGGCCUCCACGGCCGUCGGCCAGAAUCUGCAUCCGCAUCCCAACAACCAAAGACACCAGCGACACCGCCAGCGCCAGCGCCAGCAGCGGCAGAAGCAGAAGCAGAACAACGUGGCGCUGGCGACGCAGCAGCAGCAGCCCCGGAAGCACAACCACCUGAGCAAGGAGCAGAGGGAGGAGCGCAAGCGGCUGCGCCAGGCGCAGCGGCAGAGGCGCAAGCAACGCCGCCGGCAGCAGCACAAGCAGCAGGCACAGGCCGCAGCCGCCGCCGCCGCCGCAAGCAGAGGAGCAGCAGAGGGCAAGAACAACAACAACAAGCCGAAGAGCAACGCCAGCGAUACGCACAAGCAGCGACGCCGCCAGCCACUGACGGCGGAACAGCGCCAGGAGCAACGCCAGCGACGCCGCAAGGCGCAGCAGCAGCAGAUGCAGAUGCAACACGAGCAGCCGGCCGCAGGGGAAGCCGGAAACGGAAAUGCGAACGGAAGCGGAAAUGGAAACGGAAACGGAAACGGAAACGGGGGAGAGGCACUAGGGGAGCCCCAGAAGCGGCGAUCCUCGAACAACGCCUCCUCCUCCGGCACCAAGUCGAAGAAGCGUCCAAGGGUGCCCCGGGUGCCCGAGAAGUGCGGCCUCCGCCUCCUGGAGCGCUGCUCCUGGCCGCAGUGCAACCACUCCUGCCCCACACUGACCAAUCCGCUGACCGGCGAGGAGAUGCGCUUCCUGGAGCUGCUCACCUCGUUCGGGCUGGACAUCGAGGCGGUGGCGGCGGCCCUGGGCGUCGACAUGCACACCCUCAACAACAUGGAGCGGACGGAGCUGGUCAAUCUGCUCACCCAGCAGGUGAGCUGAGCGAAGCGGAAAGUACGGAAACAUACCCGUGUGUGUCCCUGUAAAUAUUAGUAGGCCUGUACAUAUAUGUAGAUAUAGGUAGAGCCGCUUUGUACAUACCAUAUAUCAUACAAUACCAUAUGCAACGAGAACCAACAUCCAAAAACCAACCAUCCCCAAGCCACACUUAAGCGGAGCCAAACUCCAAUUCCUAGAACACACCAAGAAACCAAGAAAAAGACAUGCGCAAGUACCCAGUAAUUAAGCAGAGUAGAAUUUAUUUAUACGUAUAUAUAAUAUCCCCACUCGAACACUCGUAUUCGCAUUCACACUACUCGUACAUUCACA